Messenger RNA from Oncorhynchus gorbuscha (pink salmon), 2173 nucleotides. RefSeq names its product zinc finger protein 664-like. Bases 252 to 1610 code for a protein of 452 amino acids. The record is from RefSeq and is a predicted model, not a curated record. Lineage: Eukaryota; Metazoa; Chordata; Actinopteri; Salmoniformes; Salmonidae. The transcript has 2 exons. Gene Ontology annotation, cellular component: nucleus.
AUAAUGUAGUGGACGGAACGCUUCUUUCAUCCGCAGCAACAGUUCGUCAGACACCUCGGUAGCUUGAUAGAGGAAUUAGCCGAACCAAUAUAGCUCUUUAGACGCUUUCGUGUAUAUUAGCCACUGUGUUUUAAACCCAUUUCUGUCGUCUAGUUAGUUAUCCGAUUUAAUGUCAUAUUUUCGGUGUAGUUAUUAGUCAGCUAGCGGGGUGGUUAAGUUAGCAUUAGCCUAGCUAGCUUACAUCUCCGGCCAUGCGGUCACCAAGCUACUCUCCUUCUAAUGAAGAGAAGGAUAUCACAGUAAAACAAGAAGUAGAGAGUGGGACCGUUACUGUGAAAGAAGAGGAGGAUGCGUUCAGAGUGAAAGACGAGGAAGAUAUCACAGUAAAACAAGAAGUAGAGAGUGGGGCCGUUACUGUGAAAGAAGAGGAGGACGCGUUCAGAGUGAAAGAGGAGGAUGGUGUUACAGUGAAAGGAGAGCAUGUAGUUUAUGGCGUGAAAGAGGAGGGGGAGGAGAUGACUGUUACAUCGGAAGAGGAGGAACCUGGAUAUCUGGGCCCGGUUUCCCAAACGCAUCUUAAGGCGUCCAAUGGUUCAAACGAAGAAUUUAACCAUAAGAUGCUUUUUAGAAACCAUUCCCUGAUUAACACUAGAGAGAGACGUGACUAUCGUGGAUCCUCUGGGGAGCCUCAACAACCUCAUGAUGCUGAGGAGACAGAGAAGAGUCUCUCCAGAUCAGAACACCUCAAUAAACACCCGCAGAGACCCACAGGGAAGAGAACUCACUGCUGCUCUGACUGUGGGAAGAGAUUCACAUCAUCAGGCAUGAAAAUUGAUCAGAGAACACACACAGGAGAGAAAUCCUAUAGCUGUGAUCAAUGUGGGAAGAGGUUUGGUCGAUCUUGCCAUCUGACUCUACACCAGAGAAUACACACAGGAGAGAAACCCUAUAGCUGUGAUCAAUGUGGGAAGAGGUUUGGUCGAUCUUGCCAUCUGACUGUACACCAGAGAAUACACACAGGAGAGAAACCCUAUAGCUGUGAUCAAUGUGGGAAGAGUUUUGUUCAAUCUGACCAGCUGACACGACACCAGAGAAUACACACAGGAGAGAAACCCUAUAGCUGUGAUCAAUGUGGGAAGAGGUUUGGUCGAUCUUGCCAUCUGACUCUACACCAGAGAAUACACACAGGAGAGAAACCCUAUAGCUGUGAUCAAUGUGGGAAGAGAUUUACUACAUCUAGCAGCCUGACUCUACACCAGAGAAUACACACAGGAGAGAAACCCUAUAGCUGUGAUCAAUGUGGGAAGAGAUUUGCUACAUCUAGCAGCCUGACUCUACACCAGAGAACACACACAGGAGAGAAACCUUAUAGCUGUGGUCAAUGUGGGAGGAGUUUUAGUCAAUCUGGAGAGCUGACAGUUCACCAGAGAACACACACAGGAGAGAAACCUUAUAGCUGUGGUCAAUGUGGGAGGACUUUUACUACAUCUAGUGGUCUGACUUCACACCAGAGAACACACACAGGAGAGAAACCUUAUAUCUGUAUUCAAUGUGGGAAGAGAUACUUUAAUAAAAGAUCUCUGAUCAAACAUCAGAAAUUACAUACAUGAAGAAGUUGUUUCAAGAUAUCAAUGAAAUAAUGUCAGAAUGUAGAAUUUUUUGAAAACAUUGUAGUAGGUGUAUUUUAAUGUCACGAUGUAGAAUGUUUUAACAUUGUAGUAGGAGUAUCUUAAUGAUGUCACAAUGUAGAAUGUUUUAACAUUGUAGUAGGAGUAUUUUAAUGAUGUCACAAUGUAGAAUGUUUUAACAUUGUAGUAGGAGUAUUUUAAUGAUGUCACAAUGUAGAAUGUUUUAACAUUGUAGUAGGAGUAUUUUAAUGAUGUUCUACCUUAUUGUUUGUCCUGUUCAAUUGAUUGUAGCAUGAUAUGGAUAUUAACCUCAGGGGGAAAUCCAGGCUCUGAAUUGAAAGAGUAUUAUUUUACGAAAAAAGAGCUGCGUUACACUUACUGCGUUGGUGACCCACUAAUCAAAAUGCAGCACUUCAAAAUGUAGCCAGCUGUUUUCUACAAGUUGAAAAAGCUGCUUGUUUGAAAAAUGUGAUAAUUGUUGCAGAUGUUUGUGUAUAUACACACACAUGAAAGCAGUAUAAUAAAUUGGUCUAUAAUCAAUUUUA